Molecule: messenger RNA, 126 nt
Organism: Colletotrichum abscissum
Lineage: Eukaryota; Fungi; Ascomycota; Sordariomycetes; Glomerellales; Glomerellaceae
Exons: 2
Coding region: 1-126 (41 amino acids)
Source: RefSeq, a predicted model, not a curated record
AUGUCUUUGUGUCGAUCCGACUUUCAACAGGCUUGUUGGCGACUGCGUAAAAAAUGCGUGCACGAUAAAGGAAGCAUUGGCUGUUACAAACUUGACGUGGUCGUCCUGCGGGUUUCCCCUGACUGA